GAGUUGGAGUCUGCACACUUCUGCUUCCUGCUUGCACGUCCGGCUGCCUGCCUGCCUGCCUGCCUGCCUGCCUGCCUGCCCACCCGCCCGCCUGCCUACCUCACUCGCUGGCUUGCUUGCUGUUGUGGCUGAAAGUGAGAGGGACAUCGAAAGAGGACUCGUCUCGGCAUGGACCUCUGGUUGCGGCACUGAGCAGCGUGCAAGGAAUGACAACAGUUCACAUGGUCAUCAACUCCAGUUGCUGAGUCAGACAUCUGUGUUGUGUCUGUAAGAACAGUGCCACGCAAGGUGCCUUUUGUGUUGGGGAUAGCAAACGUCCGAGCUCGGGAACCCGCUAAAACAAGAUUGGUGACAGAAAGUGCCUUGUGAGACAGCAUCCCUACUUGAAGAUCUGUGAAAGUUUUGAAGAUUUCCUGAGUCCAUCUGCAGUCGAGACAGGACGCCCAGAAACGCUUACUUUAAGCCCUCAACUCCAAACUUCAGAAUAUCGCUUAUUCCUGUCUACAUCAGUUCAUUCACUUUUGGACGUUUUAGAGACUUUGGGAAAAACAAUUGAACUCAUCUCUGAGAAUGCUUCCUCUGCUUGGCCAGAGGUUUGAACUUGAUUCUUGCUGAGUGAUGAACAAUCCACUGUUUAAGUGACAAGCAACAGCAUUGUAGUCCCGUGUACUGCUCACAAACAAGACUGCAAGUUCAUUACCGCCACUUUGCCGUCUGCAACGACAAGUCAUUCAUUUAGCUGAAGCAAGUUUUUCGGCAGGUUUUUUAGCUGCAGACAUCAGCUGUUUUUCCUGGAAUCCUGUACCAGCUCCUCGGAAGACGUGCUGCCUCCUGAAAACAAGUGUGCUACAAACCAGCUAGCGACGCUGACAUGGCUCUAAACAUCGCUUCCAUUCGUGACACAAAAUGGCUGACCUUGGAAGUGUGUCGGCAGUUUCAGAGGGGGACUUGUUCACGCAGUGAUGAAGAGUGCAAAUUUGCCCAUCCACCUAAAAGCUGCCAGGUGGAAAAUGGGAGAGUGAUCGCCUGUUUUGACUCUUUAAAGGGCCGCUGCACACGGGAGAACUGCAAGUACCUACACCCACCUGCCCACCUGAAGACCCAACUAGAGAUCAACGGGCGUAAUAACCUGAUCCAGCAGAAGACAGCAGCCGCCAUGUUGGCUCAUCAGAUGCAGUUUAUGAUUCCUGGCACCACCAUGCAACCGGUGCAGACCUUUCCAGUUAGUCAAGGCCUGGGCUCCAGCGCAGGUUUGAGCUACACACCAUACCUGACUCCCAUGUCGCACAGCAUGGGCCUGGUGCCCACAGACAUCUUGCCCAGCACCCCAGUGAUCGUCCCAGGCAGUCCUCCUGUGUCGAUGUCUACAAGCUCCUCUGCCAACCAGAAACUGCUGCGAACAGACAAGCUGGAGGUUUGUCGUGAAUUCCAGCGGGGCAACUGCGCCCGCGGCGAGACCGACUGCCGCUUCGCCCACCCAAGCGACAGCCCCAUGAUCGACACCAGUGACAACACAGUCACCGUCUGCAUGGACUAUAUCAAGAGUCGCUGCUCCCGAGAGAAGUGCAAGUACUUCCACCCACCGGGGCACUUGCAGGCCAAAAUCAAGGCUGCCCAACACCAGGCCAACCAGACAGCAGUCGCCGCACAAGCCGCCGCCACGACAGCUGCGAUGACUCAGUCGACUGCCAAAGCAAUGAAGCGACCCCUCGAGGCAACUGUAGACCUGGCGUUUCCUCACAGCGUCCUUCAGCCGCUACCAAAGAGACCGGCACUGGAGAAGAGCAACGGUGCCAGUUCCCUGUUCAACCCCAGCUUCUUGCACUACCAGCAGGCCCUGGCCAGCGCUCAGCUCCAGCAGCCAGCUUUCUUUCCCACAGGGUCAGUCUUGUGCAUGACGCCUGCUAGCAGUCUUGUCCCAAUGAUGUACAGUGCUGCGCCUGCUACUGUCUCUGCAGCAACAACUCCUGCCACAAGUGUCCCCUACGCAGCAACAGCACCAGCCAAUCAGAUCAUCCUGAAGUAAACGCCACGGAGGGAGCGAUGUGGGAAGGAGCCGCACUGGGAAACCCACAACUGCUCCCGUGUAAAUACUACCUUACCUCUCCUGCAGAGGCAACCUGCAUGCUCAGAGUGUGACACUGAACUGCACUACCUGCAGUGUCGGCCUCACACACACACACACACACACACACACACACACACACACACACACCAUAUAUAGCGUAUGUCUUUCUAGGAAGAUCUUGUGUAGUCGCACACACCACACAGGUACCACAGUGGUCAUUGUAACCCAUUCUAUUUAUUUUAUGGUCCUGCGUUAGCAACACAUGGAUGUUUGAUUUGCACAAACAGUGCAUUCUACUCAAGUGGAAGUCAGAGAAAACCUGAGACUUGACGCUCUGCUCUCUUGAUGGCCUCCAGUGCUUGUUUUUCUGGGGGGUUUUUUGUCUUGCGGGCUUUGUGGGGCUCUCGUCGGCGCGAAGACCUCCAAUCUGAUCCGGAAGCAUUUUGCCAAAGUGGCUGCCGGGAGAAGAAUGUUCUUGGCGUUUUCCAAAGCCGCUUGGCUAACACACCAAUAACAACACAGCGUUGACUUGCGGAGGAGCAGCAAACACUGACUUCGGAGAAGCCCCAAGGCCGGGGUCCGUGCCAAUGGCUUAACCAAGCCUGUCGGGAGGGAUACCAAGCCAUGUGUGUGUGUGUGUGUGUGUGUGUGUUUUUGAGAACUGUCUGCCGGCAGACACAGAAACGAGUGGUUGAGUCGCUGACGAUGAUGCCGGCCCCCUAAUGGAGUGACGCCGGCGACUGGUGAGAAGGUGUUUGGUGGGGUUGAAGGGGUUUUUAAGUGCUAAACAAAAACUUUUGGUGCAUCGGACAACGCCGAAGACUUGAACGUGGACUUGGAGGGCUACUAUACCUUCGUGCGACCCCGCCAUCUCCGGCAAUCCUGUUUCAUCCUAGAAACUUGUAGAAGUGCCUAAACACGCUCACCAACCAACCACAUCUUGCAGACACGCUGGCCGCCAACCACUGACAUCGUGUUUGGCAAACUGUCCAUCGACAUCACAAGUGUCUUUCUGGAACUAGCUUUGUAGAAUGUUUGGACUUUCACGGCAUACCAUUAUUUCUUACUGGUAGUUUACAUGAGGAAUGACAGUUAAAAAAACAACAACAUGUGUUGUGAAUGUCUUUCACCUUUGUAACUUUCUUUUCACAGUCUGGUUCCAGAGUUGAAAGUUUGUGUUGUGUUUUCUUUCAACAUAUGCGUGAAUCAUAGCCCCCCAACACUCAUUAGCACUUCAAGCAAGUCGAGAUCAUGUUUAAUUUUUUUUCUGUUUUGUAAACAAUUUUUCUAUUUAAUUAUUUGUUACGCAAUGUUUAAAAUAUUACUUUUCGCCCAAAACAAUGUCAUUUCAUGGUGCUUGAUGCCUACCAUCGACAAUCCACAAUCAGACCUGAUAGGUUCUACUCUAUUUGAUUGUCCUCAUACAUUGAGAGAGUGUGUGUCUGUGUGCGUGUGUGUGUGUGUGUGUGUGUGUGUGUGUGUCAUAUUUGUGGCAGGGGAGUGUAAAGUUCUAUUUUGUUGUAAGUUAUGGUGUUACUCUUGUUCUAGAUAAAUGCUCCGAAAUGAAUGUAAUUUAUUGUGCAUGGUUGGAGGUCAUGUGACAAGCUGCUUUCGGGGCCUAUAAGCUACUGGACCUUUAUGGCCUUCUGGUAAGAAAACAUAACAAGGAAAAGUGAGUUGAUUGUGUUGUUGGAGUCAUAAUGUGUUGUAUAGAUGACAUUUUAGCGAGAGAGGGAGCGUGAGGGGGAAAAGAGAAAUCAAAAAGAUGUACUUUACACUCUAGUAUGCUAGUAUUUCAUAACAAUAUAAGUUGUUGCCGUGGCAACCAAACGUUGCAGUUACUAAAGUUUGGUAUUUUUGUAAAAGACAUUGUUUAGUUGACUUUUUUCUGUCGUUGUUUUUUUGUUUUGUUUUGUUGUUGUUGUUCUUUGCUAGAGCACUGUACAAAUGUUAGAUUGUAAAGAUAGUAACAUUUCUUAUUCUUCACGGAGAUUGUAACAAUGACAUUUCCACUAGCAAACAGCCCCUUAUAGUGCUGUCACUCAAUAAUAGACUCAAUAUCACAUAGACUAUAUGAUUAUAUCAAAAAGUAUAUAUGAAUAAAUAAGAACUAAAUCAUUUAUAAACGAUUGCUUUGUUCAUUAAGGACCUUCAGGAUCCACUCUAUGUUUUAUUCAAUGUAACACUUAAGGAUUGCACUUUUCAAGGCGUCAUGUUUCUGGAACAACAGCAGCUUCUACCAUCAGACAACCAAAAUGGGCAACUUGCUUUGGGGAGAAAAGUCCUUUUCUUCUAAGUCGGUGUGUGUAGGAGAUGACCUUGUUUGGUUUAACAAUGUUUUCCAAACGUCACCAUUGACUGACGGUUAAAAAAGCAACUUUUUGAGCAAGACACAUGGCCUUAAAUCCGUUUCUGUUUCUUCUUUACCCCCUGAGUUUGAGUUCAAAUAAAUAUUUUUUAAACUAAAGCCAUUCUAAUUCUAUGGAGGCCAAAGCGGGCGAAGGACACCAAACUGCUGUGACUUCAGAACUUGUCGUUCCCUGAUUUUGCCAGCAGAGGGCGCCAAAGCAGGAGGGGGCGGGGCACGGGGCGUGUGUUGUGUGACAUCAUUGCUGCUGUGCACCUCGACAACCGAACACACCCUCAUCCGAUAAUGUCAUCAUUUCUGAACGAUGUAUUCUUUGGAAUAUAUUUUGUGCUAUAAUAUGUUUAUAUUAGUCAAAUGUUUGUUCUUCGGUUCCAGCAAUAGUGUAAAAUCUAUUGAAAGAAGGAAAUAAAGAAAAGCAAAAGCUU
Molecule: messenger RNA, 4861 nt
Organism: Nerophis ophidion (straightnose pipefish)
Lineage: Eukaryota; Metazoa; Chordata; Actinopteri; Syngnathiformes; Syngnathidae
Gene: mbnl2
Product: muscleblind-like splicing regulator 2
Exons: 10
Coding region: 872-2026 (384 amino acids)
Molecular function (GO): metal ion binding
Source: RefSeq, a predicted model, not a curated record